AUGAGCGCCGCGCUCUUCAGCCUGGACGGCCCGGCGCGCGGCGCGCCCUGGCCCGCGGAGCCCGCCCUUCUACGAGCCGGCCGGCGCGGCAAGGCGGGCCGGGGGCCCGAGCCGCCCGCGCCCGCGCCCGCCAUGUACGACGACGAGAGCGCCAUCGACUUCAGCGCCUACAUCGACGCCAUGGCCGCCGUGCCCACGCUGGAGCUGUGCCACGACGAGCUCUUCGCCGACCUCUUCAACAGCAACCACAAGGCGGGCGGCGCGGGCGGCCUGGAGCUGCCGCCCGGGGCCCCCGCGCGCCCAGGGCCCGCGGCCCGGCCCGCUCAAGCGCGAGCCGACUGGGGCGACGGCGACGCGCCGGGUCGCUGCUGCCGCGCAGGUGCCGCGUGCGCGCAGACCGUGGUGAGCCUGGCGGCCGGGCAGCCCACGCCGCCCACGUCGCCCGAGCCGCGCGGCAGCCCGGGCCGCCCGCGCCCGCUGGACGCCGGUGUGCAACAUCAGAAAUCGCACAUGGGACUGACUGCAGAAACUGCACAGUUUGUGGAGGCAUUGGUGUUGGAACCCAGCACUAGUGACUUAGAAGCCUACGCGAAGAGAGAGGGGUGGAGGAAGACGUGA
Messenger RNA from Microcebus murinus (gray mouse lemur), 618 nucleotides. The record is from RefSeq and is a predicted model, not a curated record. Lineage: Eukaryota; Metazoa; Chordata; Mammalia; Primates; Cheirogaleidae.